CCUUAAUACCCACGUGAUCACAAAAUGGCGGAUUGUCCAAACACAAAUCCGUUCCUCGAUGACGAUAGUAUUUCAGAAGAACAUACCGUAACACAGACUUCAAAAUCUGAGGAAACUACGGAAAUGACAUUAGAUUCGCUAGCAUCUAGACUUCUCAAAGAAAAUUUACUGUUAACUGCCCUAGAACUACAUACGGAGUUGACCGAGCUGGGAAGGGAAGUCCCACGUCUCCGGGAUUAUUUUUCAAAUCCAGGAAACUUCGAAAGAACCAAAGAGGACCUAACUUCUCCUACAUUGCAGAGAGCUUCCAGCAUACAGACCUUUGAUUCACUAGAUUUUGCCCGAUAUUCUGAUGAUGGUGGGGGGCAAGUAGAUGAAAGAGUUGCAGUUCUAGAAUUUGAGUUAAGAAAAGCUCAGGACACAAUCAAAUCACUACGAGCUAGUUUAACAAAAGAAGCAGAAACCGAUUUAGUUCCAGCUGAGCAAGUAAAUGAAGACAAUAUAACACCAAACAAGGAUGAUCCAAUCAAACCACUGGAAAGAAAGGCAUUAAACUUCCUGGUGAAUGAGUACCUGUUACAGAACAAUUAUAAACUGACAUCAGUUACAUUCUCAGAGGAGAAUGAAGAACAGGAUUUUGAAGAUUGGGAUGAUGUGGGACUGAACAUUGCUCGACCUCCAGACUUACUACAUUUGUAUAAAGAUUUUGGUAGCCAUACAGCACCUUUGGUAGAAACUUGUAGUGUUGGAUGUAUGGUAUGUUUUGAAGAUGAAAGGAUUGCUGCUAUACAGGAACAACACAAACUUCUGUGUCAGGAAAUGGAAAUAAGAAUCUCGCAGUUAGAAAUAGAAUUAGAUUGUUGUAAAAUAGAGAAAGAUCAACUAAUGUUACAGUUAGAAGAUUAUAAAAGCAAUACAUAUAACAAUGAUAAAGUGAUACACUCCACUCCAUCCAAGCCAUUAGAUUCUAUCAAAAAAUCUGACAAUUUAGACCGUGUGUCGUUAAACUUAUCUGAAAAUAGUGUUGACAUUGUUGAAAAUGGAAUGUUCUCUAUAAGAGAAAUGGGAGAUGGUUCAGAAACUUUGUCUGUCAAUCAAAUAACAUGUGACUCUGUAUCUGAGUCAUCAGAGACCAAUCAAAAUGAAGAUAGAAAUACAAAUGAGAAUACUAGUGAAAUGGACCAAAACAUAGAACUGACAAUUGAAACAAGAGAGGGAACACAAUCACAAAAGGAGAAACCACCUGAUAAAGGGCAACAUCAUGAAAAAAAUCUAUCAAGAAAAACAUCAGUAGCAUUCCAGAGAGCUUUACGAGAUGUGUGUUUCCAUGUUUCCAAAGAUAAUAGGUUGAUAAAUGAGGUGUCUCAGAUAGUGGGAUCAGAUACUGAUACUGUAGUGUUAAUGUUAAGUCGAUGUCUGCCACACAUUGUACCUAAUGUUUUGUUGGCUAAACGUGAGGAGUUAAUUCCCCUGAUUAUAUGCACAGCAAUGUUACAUCCAAACAGUAAAGACAGGGAUCGGCUACUGAAUAUUUUGUUUAAUCUAAUCAAAAAACCAGAUGAAGAACAAAGGAACAUGAUAUUGACUGGUAUUGUGGCUUUUGCUCAACAUGUUGGUCAACAGAGGCUGGAGGAAGAAUUAUUACCUCAAUGCUGGGAACAGAUCAACCAUAAAUAUCCAGAGAGAAGAAUUUUAGUAGCUGAAGCAUGUGGGGCAUUAUCUCCAUACAUCCCAAAUGAAUUACUCAGCUCAUUAGUGUUAUCCAUGUUACAACAAAUGUUGAUGGAUGACAAAGAUGAUGAUGUUCGAGAAGCUGUGAUACGUAGUCUAGGGCUUAUUGUAGGAUUUAUUCAAAAUCCUGAUAAAUAUACCCAGGGUUAUGAGUUAUUAAAAAUGGCAUUAAAAGACACCUCAGAGAAGGUUGUGAUAGCAACGCAGCAUGUUUUUCUGCCGUCGUUUGCUAUGUGGGCAUGUGAUCUGGAUAAAUUACAACAUAAUCUUAUACAUAGUAUUCUGAGAGAUCUGGAAGAUAUGUGUGCAGCCGGGGCUAAAAGAGCAUCUACUAGUCAGACCAUACCAUUAAAUGAGGGCAGAUUCUUGUUGUUAUUGUCUUCAUUGAAGGAACUUGUGACAUUCCUUUAUAUAUCUGUGAUAUCAUCAGGGCCAUACCUAGAUAAAGAUAUAGACUGUGAUAUUCCUCAGUUAGAUGAAUUUCAGUUUCCUAAAUCCAGUUCUCCUUUAACAGAUCUGAACGUAAUAAUAGGUGACAGUGAAGACUUAUCUUUCCUGGUUCACCGAUUUCAGAAUCAUCUAUCUCAAGAAUGGUUUGAACCAUGGGAUAGCUUUAAUUGGGUUGUAAAUAAUUUUAUUCCACGUUUAUUAGAAGUUGUAAUGGGAUCAGGAUUAUCUAUGCCAAAGGUCAUAAGCCAGUUGUGUUCAUGUUUUCUCACUAUAUCUCGGACGUUUGGGAAAGUUUUUGUAGAGAAAAAGGUUAGACCAAAGUUUAUAGAGUUACUCAUACAGAAUGACGAUGAAGAUGUGAAUUCUUAUAUGAGGAGCAAACAGACAGCAGUAACUACCAGUAUAGUACCAGUUUAUGCAAGUGGAGUGUUAACUGCAUUUAGUUCAGAAGAAGACAAACAGCAACUAUGUCAAUUUUUACAAGAAAUUCUGUGUACAUUAUCAUUAUACCAAGCUCCUUUAGAGAGCCUCAAAUCAGCCAUAUCUGUUUUAAGUUGUGAUUCUGCAAACCAUGAUCUCUUGUUAACAGUUCUGUGGGACGGAGUUGUUCACACAUCUGCUCAAGUCAGGGCAUCAGCGGCAAGGUUGUUUGAGUUACUGGUCAAAGGUGUAAAUGAAAGUCUAGUCUCAUCAAGAGUGUUUCCUGCCUUAGUUACACUUGGUAACGACCCAGAAAUAUUGGUCAGAACAUCAACCAUUCCGGCACUUGGUGCAAUAAUAGAGAAUGUUACUGUAAGAGAGAUGUUAGACAGAGCUUAUAUGCAAUUUUUAACCUUCAUGGAUGACUCUGCAUACCGGGACGAACAUAAGGUUCACAUUGAACUAAUCCAUACACUAGCCAGAGUGGGACCUAACACAGAACCAAAGUUUAGGGAGGAAUUUAUUUUACCAAGAUUGGCAGCUAUGGCUUCCGCUAACAACCACAUGACAGAGGAAAAGAAGAAAAGAGAGAUAGCAUUAGAAUUAUUUGAAGCCUACAGUUCUAUGUCAUGUUGUGUAAUGAAUGACCAGUUGGUACGAGAGACGAUGUUACCAGGGUUACGUUGUUUACAACACGACAUGGUACAGAUAGCUCCAGAACAUGAGGAAGUCAUCCAAUCAAUGAUCAGAGAUUAUGAGACCAAAAUGGAACUCUCCAGAUCUGACAGAAGUUCAAGUUUUGGACAAUCUACCACUGGAUCUGAUGAUGUGAAAUCUCGUAUGAUGAGCCGAUUAAAGGACACUGCAAACUUAUCAAAUAUAUUUACAAGGAAAAAGUAAAAAACCAAAAUACCCAAGUCCCAAUAUUAAUCUAUGAGGCACACUUGGAAGCACUUUAAAUGGAAUGUAGAUCUCCCAACUGGAAAUUUAAACAGUCUGGAAUUGUUAGGUGUCUUUACGACAGCAGUUGUGUGGCAGGGGCAUUUGUUAUCAUUGAAUGUCUUUCAGAAGAGUAGAAUGAGCAAUAUACAAACAGACAAUAUUUAUUUAUAUGCUUUGUUAAAGAUAUGCUUUUGAUAUAAAAUGUGAUAAAUAUUACAAGAGAAGGGAGGUAAUCCAAGCAGAUUGAUUAUUUUUGUUUUGAUAGUAUUUAUUUUUUUGGAUAGUAAUUAUAAAUUGUUGUUCACAAUUUUUUUUAUGACAGUGAUACAGAUAUUGAUGUUUAAUCAUGACCAAAAUAGGCAUUUAAGGCGUUUAGUGAUGCAAAUUGAUUCUGGUUUUUUUUCUCCAUUCAGUAAGCCUUGAUAAAACCUUUUAAAGUGAGCAUUCUUGUUGGGGCCAGAUAAACCAAAUUAAGAACAAGUAUGAUAUACAUUUUAUUUUUCAUUUUUGGUUCUAAAGUUAUAAUCCUUGAUAAUACAGAAAGUAAUAACAUUUAGUGGAGCUAUAAAACUUUAUUAUUUUCUAAAGGUAUGAGAAAAAUUGAAAAAUUAAACAUAGGUUACUGUGCUUGUUUUCAAGUAUAAGACUAAAAAAUACAACUAUGCAAUGUCAUUUUAAUGAUUUAGAUUGAAAUUAAAUAUUUUGAUUAAUGUAAGAAGGGAUUAGCCUUUGUUUACAAGUGCUUCAUUUCUUUUCCUCUUAUGCAUACAUUAUGCCCUUACAACAAGAUACAUACAUUUUGCUUAUAAUAUUGUUUAUUAUUUCUAAUUCAUUCCAUUGUUUACUGAACCAAGCAUGUAGUUAAUGGCUUUUUUAAUUUAUACUAGAUUUAUACAUAUCUGUUGACUCUACAACUAAUAAACUGUGAUCAAAUUGA
Mytilus californianus (California mussel) is the source of this 4480-nucleotide messenger RNA. RefSeq names its product RAB11-binding protein RELCH homolog. The transcript is spliced from 27 exons. Gene Ontology annotation, molecular function: protein binding. Gene Ontology annotation, cellular component: recycling endosome; trans-Golgi network. The coding region runs from base 25 to 3501 and encodes 1158 amino acids. Lineage: Eukaryota; Metazoa; Mollusca; Bivalvia; Mytilida; Mytilidae. The record is from RefSeq and is a predicted model, not a curated record. Gene Ontology annotation, biological process: intracellular cholesterol transport.